Acanthosepion pharaonis is the source of this 753-nucleotide messenger RNA. The record is from the annotation of a GenBank genome assembly. Lineage: Eukaryota; Metazoa; Mollusca; Cephalopoda; Sepiida; Sepiidae.
AUGAUCCCUGACGAAAAGCUGUACAGAAGAAACUCUGCUGGCAGAUCCAUUAAACGAUUAAUCUACCAUCCAGGAUCAACUUUGAUCUCUCCUCGUUCCUCCUGCCUUCGUUUCCUAGAUCUGAUCAUUAUUAUCCAUCUAUCUAUCUAUCUAUCUCUGUUCAUAUCUAUCUCGACCUGUUCAUUAUCUAUCUAUCUAUCUAUCUAUCUAUCUAUCUAUCUAUCUAUCUAUCUAUCUCUGUUCAUAUCUAUCUCGACCUGUUCAUUAUCUAUCUAUCUAUCUAUCUAUCUAUCUAUCUAUCUAUCUAUCUAUCUAUCUAUCUCUGUUCAUAUCUAUCUCGACCUGUUCAUUAUCUAUCUAUCUAUCUAUCUAUCUAUCUAUCUAUCUAUCUAUGUUCAUUUCUAUCUGUCUAGCUACCUCUAUUCAUUUCUGUCUGUCUGUAUAUCUAUCUAUCUAUCUAUCUUCCUCUCUGCUGACCAUCAUGCUUUUUUAUGCGUCGCGUCCUUUCAGGGCGUAGACGAUCAUGGCUCCCCACUCCCCUCUAUCCCUUGUGUGGCUGUACUAAAAAAAUCAAUCUAUCUCUGUUCAUUACUAUCUGUCUGUCUGUCUGUCUAUCUAUCUAAAUCUGUUCAUUUCUUUCUAUCUAUGUCUCUUCAUUUAUUUAUUUCUUUCUUUCUUUCUUUCUUUCUUUCUAUCUAUCUAUCUAUCUAUCUAUCUAUGUCAGUGAUUGUAAACGUGGUCCAGCAUUUCUAA